AUGCCUUCCACUACUCAAACAUCCCCGUCAACCGGUUCACAAACACAAGGGAACAAUACAACAGAUCCUACUGCUAACACACAAGAAUCAUCAAAAUUCAAAAGAUUCUUAAAGAGAUUCGGCAGACGACCAAGUGAAGAAGGAAGGGAGAGUGAUAUCCAAAAUCAAACACAACCCGGAACAGAUGGACCUGAGAAUGGCUUACAAAACAACUUUGAUGGCAGAAAGAAUUCUUCACUAAGAAGCAGAAAAGGAAGUAAGACAAAUGGAACUUCCACACAAAAUGGUAAAGGCAAACGUAGCGAAUCUAUGCUCUCUGGUCGCUUCUUCCAGACAUCUCCUAAUGCUCCAGCAAUUCCUUCAUCUACUGGCGGAAGAAAUGCUCCUUUGACUGCUCCUCUUGAUAAUACCAACGUGGGCGGACUGGCUAACACGUUAACCGUUCCAGGUGAAUCGGAUGCACCUCAAUUAAGUGGUGUACCGCAACAUGAACCUUUGGUUUCAGCAGAUCUGAUCACGCCAUCUGUAGCAGCCGCAGCCGCUUUGCCGAUCUCUAUACCCUCAAAUGGCGAUCAGAAUUAUCAAACAGGUAACAAUUCAGCAGACAAUGCAGUCAUUCGUGCUGAUGAUCAUGCGCUAGCACAUCCAAACGGAACUGCGAACGAUGAUCAUGCAAACCUAAUUACGGCAAACGGGAUCAGCAACGGACAAGGACAUGUUCUUAGCCCUCAAGGCAGUUAUGGAAGUAGUCAAAGUCGUAAUGCACCUUCAUUUGACGAUGAUGAAAGUGCGGAUGUAUCAAGAGGUCGCGAUAGUGUGGAUAAUCGUACGAUGGAUACCGGAAAGAGUCGAGCAAGUACAAAGCCAACAACAUUGAUGAGCAUGGAUACACGUGAAAAUGUUCAAGGUAGCAAUAAUUACACUCCAAUGGCACAAAUUGCACAACAUCGACAUGGAGAAGUUUAUCCAUCUCAAAAUAGGGUUGGUUCUUUGCGUGGAGGCGAAAGUGUUCAUAAUGCACCCUCUUCAAUUCAAUUUGCAUCUGCUCCGCCUAUGGGACGAACGCCAAGCGGAACGAUUGUUCAAUUACCCGGACAAGAUGAAGCACCAGAAGAGAUGCCUUAUGCUCAUGUUCCUACCGUUUCACGACCUCAUCCAAGCAACAAUCCUCAUCCUUCUGGCAUUCCGGCCGAUAAUGCAAGUGUUUUAACAUUGGCCUCUUCUACCGCUGCUGCAAGUAUUGGCGGAGGUGCGGCUUCUUCGCGUGGUCAUCAAUCCCAUGCUGCUCCAAGCUUUGGUGGUGCACGUUCGAUCGGAGGUAGUUUGAUGGGAGAAAGAAGGAAUUCUUCCGAUACUUAUGCAAGUUUGAAAGCAUUACCGCCUCUUUCAAGACGUGGAUCAGAUUCUAGCUCACGAACAGGAAUGAGCGUAGCAGCAAGUGCGACGGGCAGAAAUAGUGCACAAGCAAUGAUGGGUACGAAUGCAGCAGGAGGAAUUGGAUUUGCCGGACCAGGAGCACCGGGAGAUCGAAUUAGUAUUCAUCGAACACCAUCACAAAAAACUGUUGCAACGCAAUUGUCUAUCCCACUUUCACAUUCUAACGUUGCUCUUGGACAACAACAACAACAAGCAGAUAAUGCUUCUAUCACUUCUCAUCUCGAUCCUGGUGCAGCACAUCAUCUUGCUAUCACGCCUCAGACGUCAAAUGUACAGUCCAAUACAUCAUCCAAUGAUGUCAGAAGUGAGGGAGAGGUAUUAUCGGAACCACAAGCGAAUGAACUACCAAGCAUUACUACCACAUAGUCAAUUUCUUGCAAAAAAGCAGCAAUGUACAUAAGUCAUACCAUACUUUAUCUAUCUGCCAUCAAAUAAUCAUCCAUGGUCUUAUUUUUUUGGCCGAAAGUGUGUUCAGAAUGAUGCAUUUGGCAAAGCAGGGUAGUAUACAAAGAUUGGAAACAAAGUGGAUAGACUUCAUCUUUCUCAUACCUGCACGUUACGAUUAUGAAGCAAAUAAGUCUUACGCGGGAAGACUUUUGGCGAAAAAGCUGGAGGCGGAACAGGGAUGAUCCAAGUAGGUGGUUGUUGUAUCUUCUGCUGAUCGUGUACAAUCCUUGCUUCUUGCAAGACAGAACUAUCUUUUGGUGUUGCCAGGUUGCAUGAUGAAGAAUUAGGUGAGAGCGAAUGCAAUGAAGCCGAUUCCGAUUCUGCCGCCGCCAAAGGUGGAGUAUGUAUACUAUAAACGAUCGAUCUUGCAUCGAAAUAUUGGAUAUCAUCAAAAGAUCGGUUUGACUGUGAUAUAAU
This is a messenger RNA of Meira miltonrushii, 2301 nucleotides long. RefSeq lists its product as uncharacterized. The transcript has a single exon. The coding region runs from base 1 to 1803 and encodes 600 amino acids. The record is from RefSeq and is a predicted model, not a curated record. Lineage: Eukaryota; Fungi; Basidiomycota; Exobasidiomycetes; Exobasidiales; Brachybasidiaceae.